Messenger RNA from Hansenula ciferrii, 729 nucleotides. Its product is annotated as pyridoxal 5'-phosphate synthase subunit PdxT. The coding region runs from base 1 to 729 and encodes 242 amino acids. Gene Ontology annotation, cellular component: glutaminase complex; cytosol. Gene Ontology annotation, biological process: pyridoxal 5'-phosphate biosynthetic process; pyridoxine metabolic process. The record is from RefSeq and is a predicted model, not a curated record. Gene Ontology annotation, molecular function: glutaminase activity. Lineage: Eukaryota; Fungi; Ascomycota; Saccharomycetes; Phaffomycetales; Wickerhamomycetaceae. The transcript has a single exon.
AUGACAGUAUUAAAACAGUACACAGUCGGUGUCUUAGCUCUCCAGGGUGCUUUCAAAGAACAUAUCGAACUCUUACAAGCAGCUACACAGACUUAUUCAGAUCUUAAUUUCAAAUUCAUCGAGGUUAGAACUCCAGAAGAAUUGAUAACAUGUGAUUCCUUAGUGAUCCCAGGUGGUGAAUCUACUGCAAUGUCUUUGAUUGCAGAACGUACUGGUAUGUUUGAACCAUUAUUGAAAUAUAUACAAUCUGAUAAACCUAUAUGGGGAACUUGUGCUGGGUUAAUCUUUUUAGCAAAACAAAUCAUUAAUGGAAGACCUGAACAGAAAAUACUUGGUGCUUUAGAUAUCCAAGUUAAGAGAAAUGCAUUUGGUAGACAACAAGAAUCAUUUGAAUCACCAUUGGAUUUUGGAAGUUUUAUACCUGGUGUUGAUAAUUUCCCAACUGUAUUCAUUAGAGCUCCUGUUAUUUCAAAAAUUUUAGAAACUAGUUAUAAUAAAGAAUUCAUUCCUAUAGAAUCUAUUAUUGAUAAUCAAGAUCAAAAUAUUAUAUAUUCAAACAAUAAAGAUUUCCAAAAUAAUUCACCUGUUCAAGUUUUACAUAAAUUAGAUUCAGGUUUAAUUGUUGCUGUUAGACAGGGAAAGAUAUUAGGUACUUCAUUCCAUCCAGAACUUACAAAUGAUUUUAGAUUUCAUAAAUGGUUUAUUGAUGAAUUUGUAUUGAAGAAUUGA